AUGUCGGAGUGGGCCGCCUUUUGGGGCUUGACGAUCAACUUAAACAAGUGUUCCCUUUUGCACUUGGGGGAUAACGUUUCGCCGAGGUAUGAAAUCAAUGGGGCUUUUCUGGAAGGCUGCAUUUACCCGAAAACAAAACCGAAUAGCGUGCCAAAGUACGAGGAGCGUCUAAAAUGGUUAGGACUAUUGAGCCUCAAAGAGAGGAGACCCUGUAGUGAAAGAUCAGGGAGCUUUGGCUUAAGCUACUUGAAAAUUCAAAAGAGAUUCUAUUCGAUUAUGUUUAACUCCUAUUUUUAUCGUAUGGCCAGGAUGCUGGACAAGCUGCCUCCCGAGUUGCUCAGAUCGGAAAACGGUAAGGUGUUUAAGAACAGAUUGCGGAAGAUCUGUAUUACGGACUCACUUCACUCCUUAUUCUAA
This is a messenger RNA of Cooperia oncophora, 417 nucleotides long. NCBI's taxonomy places the organism in Eukaryota, Metazoa, Nematoda, Chromadorea, Rhabditida, Trichostrongylidae. The record is from the annotation of a GenBank genome assembly.